Molecule: messenger RNA, 2636 nt
Organism: Drosophila navojoa
Lineage: Eukaryota; Metazoa; Arthropoda; Insecta; Diptera; Drosophilidae
Gene: BicC
Product: protein bicaudal C
Cellular component (GO): cytoplasm
Molecular function (GO): protein binding; RNA binding
Source: RefSeq, a predicted model, not a curated record
CGAUUGCCGAUAAUCAACAAGAUGCUCUCCUGUGCGUCAUUCAAUAAAUUGAUUUACCCAACGGCCGCCGAGGUCACCGCCAUGGCCAGUGGCAAGACGACUCCAGUUGGGGCCAAUCUCAACUCCCUGCCACUGCCCCGCGCACCGAGCGAGACCCAAAGCGAGAUCUCGUCGGUGGACAGCGAUUGGAGUGACAUUCGCGCGAUUGCACUCAAGUUGGGCGUACAGAAUGUGGACGAUCUGCAUACGGAGCGCUUCAAGGUUGAUCGACAGAAGCUAGAGCAAUUGCUAAAGGCGGACAGCGCCAUUGAGGGCAUGAAUGGUGCCGAAUAUUUCUUUGAUAAUAUCAUGAGCACCACUGAUACAUAUGUAAGCUGGCCUUGCAGACUGAAGAUUGGCGCCAAGAGCAAGAAGGAUCCCCAUGUACGUAUUGUGGGUAAGGUGGAUCAGGUGCAACGCGCCAAAGAUCAUAUUCUUGGCAGUCUUGACUCCAGGGGCACUCGUGUUAUUAUGAAAAUGGAUGUUAGCUAUACGGAUCAUUCCUAUAUAAUUGGACGUGGCGGCAACAAUAUAAAGCGCAUCAUGGACGACACACACACGCACAUACAUUUCCCGGACUCGAACCGCUCGAAUCCGACGGAGAAAUCGAAUCAGGUGUCGCUGUGCGGCAGCCUCGAAGGUGUAGAGCGUGCCAGAGCUUUGGUCCGUCUAUCCACCCCAUUGCUCAUCUCGUUCGAGAUGCCCGUCAUGGGACCAGGCAAACCACAACCGGACCACGAGACGCCGUACAUCAAGAUGAUUGAGAGCAAAUUCAAUGUGCAGGUCAUAUUUUCAUCACGUCCGAAGCUACAUACGUCUCUGGUACUGGUCAAAGGCUCUGAAAAGGAAUCAGCUCAGGUGCGCGAUGCCACCCAAUUGCUGAUUAACUUUGCUUUCGAGAGCAUUGCGAGUCAAAUCCUUGUGAAUGUUCAAAUGGAAAUCUCGCCACAACAUCAUGAGAUUGUUAAGGGCAAGAAUAAUGUGAAUCUAUUGAGCAUUAUGGAACGCACCCAGACCAAAAUCAUAUUUCCUGAUCUGUCUGAUAUGAAUGUGAAGCCGUUGAAAAAAUCGCAGGUGACUAUCAGUGGACGCAUCGACGAUGUUUAUAGGGCCCGACAGCAAUUGCUCGGCAAUAUGCCCGUAGCAUUGAUAUUUGAUUUUCCGGACAAUCAGACUGAUGCCUCCGAAAUAAUGGGCCUGAAUAUCAAGCACGGCGUCUAUAUAACUUUACGUCAAAAGCAACGACAAAGCACAUUAGCCAUUGUAAUCAAGGGCAUUGAGAAAUUUAUCGAUAAAAUCUAUGAGGCGCGCCAGGAGAUUCUCCACCUGACUACGCCCGCCAUCAAGCCAGAUAUACCCGAUUAUUAUUUCAUGCCAAAGGAUAGUGAUGUUAGUCUGGCGUAUCGAUCCCAAUUGACUGCGCUAUUGGCCGGUUAUCCGGAUAGUCCGAAGACGCCAUCGCUGUUGCCGCCCACAAUGGGCGGACAGUUGACGCCGUAUGACAACAAUGGCAAGGGUCACAUGCUGCUCGGUGCAGCUGGCCUGGCCACGCCCACCGGCAUAUGUGCGCCCACACAGAAGUAUAUGCAGUUGCAUAACAGCAAUUAUCAGCCCCGUCCGCUGUCAGCCAUCAACAACAGCAGCAACAACAGCAGCAGCAACAACAACAACAAUAAUACAACUGCUACCAGUAAUAAUAUUAGCAACAACAACAAUAAUAACAACAACAACAACAUCAAUAAUAAUAACAACAACUAUCUGCAAGUGCCCGGAGCUGGUGGUUUACUCAAGCCCCCCGCAAAUUUGCCGCCCACCAUUAGCGUAACGGGAUCCAUCAAUCUAUCGCCUCGCAAUAGCUGCAGCCAAAAUACGAGCGGCUAUCAGAGCUUCAGCAGCAGCACCACAUCAUUGGAGCAAUCGUAUCCACCGUAUGGCCAGGUACAGACGACCGUCUCCUCGACAUCAUCAUCGUCGGGCGCCAAUCGGGCGCACUACUCGCCGGACUCCACCUACAGCAGCGAGGUGGGCAGCAUUGUGGGCGCCGCUCGACUCGGCCGCCGUCUCAGCGAUGGCGUCUUGCUUGGAUUGAGCAAUGCGACUAAUGGCAUUAACAGUGGCGGAGCACAUCUGUUGCCUGGCAGCGCCGAGAGCUAUCGUAGUUUGCACUACGAUUUAGCAUCGGUUGCUGGCAAACAGCAACAACAACAUCAACAACAACAACAACAGCAACAACAACAGCAACAACAACAACGCGCAUUUGAUUUUGAUAUGAAACGCGCACUUGGCUUUAAGGCCAUGGAACGAACUCCGGUGGCAGGUGAGCUGCGUACCCCGACCCCCGCCUGGCUGGGCAUGGGUCUAAGCCGCACCUCACCGGCCCCCCUCGAAACGGUCGAUGACGGGCUCGGUGGUGUUAAUGGCUGGCGAAUGCCCCUGCCCCCACCCGGCCUGGGCUCACCCUACGGACUGAGCGCCACCACGGGCCUGCUGGACGCAACGCCCGUCAGUCGCCGAAUGCAACUCUCGCAACACAAGGAUAUACACACCCUAUUGACAAGCCUCGGCCUGGAGCAUUACAUCAGUAAGUCAAGUCACAU